Messenger RNA from Gilbertella persicaria, 3099 nucleotides. RefSeq lists its product as uncharacterized. Bases 1 to 3099 code for a protein of 1032 amino acids. The transcript has 2 exons. The record is from RefSeq and is a predicted model, not a curated record. Lineage: Eukaryota; Fungi; Mucoromycota; Mucoromycetes; Mucorales; Choanephoraceae.
AUGAAGAACCAACAAGCAAGUCAACAAAGAGCUGCUGCAGAAGCUGCUGCUGCUAAGCAAAAGAAUGAUCAACAAGAUCAAGCACAGGCUCAAGAAGGGUCUCAGGAAGAACAAAGACAACAAGACACGAAUGAAUCCGGAGAUCAAAAUGCCGCUGAAAAAGACACUGGUGACACCAAAGAACAAGGUGAAGAAGGUGAAGAAGAACAAAACGAAGAAGACGAAGAAGAAGAAGAAGAAGAAGAAGAAGAAGAAGAAGAAGAAGAUUCUGAAGACGAAGAAGAGUCUGAAGACGAAGAAGACUAUGAAGAACUUUUGAAACAAAUGAUUGGCAAAAAGCUUAACAAGUCUGGUAUGGUCGUUGACAAGAAAUCUGGCAUUGUUCUUGGUAGGCUCGUUGAAGGCAAGCUUAAAAAACUUGCUGGAAAGAAAGUCGGUGAAAAUGGUACUAUUGUCAAUGAUAAGGGCAAGGUCAUUGGUAAAGUAGAGCCUAUCUCUCAAGAUGAUGACGAUGAGUCCUCUGACGAUGAUGGUGACGAAGAUAACGAUGAAGAACAAAAUUCCAAGGCUCAGGUUGAUGAUGAACAAGAAGAUGAGCCAACUGAAGAAGUCUUUGAAAAGACCGAGGCUAAAGAAGAUGAGGUCGAAGACGACAUCAAAGACCCUAAAAAGAAGGCUAAAGAAACUGAUGAUGCUAAAGAUACCGCUGAAGAUGCUGCCGAUAAUACCAAAGAUAACGCUGAAGAUGCUGCCAGUGGCGUCGAAGGCGCUACCGAUGAUGCCAAAGAUACCGCUGAAGAUGCUGCCGGUAAUGCCAAAGAUACCGCUGAAGAUGCUGCCGGUAAUGCCAAAGAUACCGCUGAAGAUGCUGCCGGUAAUGCCAAAGAUAACGCUGAAGAUGCUGCCAGUGGCGUCGAAGGCGCUACCGAUGAUGCCAAAGAUACCGCUGAAGAUGAUGCCGGUAAUGCCAAAGAUAACGCUGAAGAUGCUGCCAGUGGCGUCGAAGGCGCUACCGAUGAUGCUAAAGAUACCGCUGAAGAUGCUGCCGGUAAUGCCAAAGAUAACGCUGAAGAUGCUGCCAGUGGCGUCGAAGGCGCUACCGAUGAUACCAAAGACACUGCUGAAGACGCUACCAAAGACACUGAAGAUGUCGCUGAAGAUAUUAAAGAAACUGCUGAAGACGCUACCGAUGAUGCUAAAGUAGACAAAAACGCUACUGAUGAUGCCAAGAACGCUGCUGAAGAUGCCAAGGACACCGUCAAAGACACAGAGAAGGAAACUGAAGAAAAAGCCGAAGACGCUGAAAAGGAUGUCAAGGAUCUUGAUGUUGCUAAAGAUGAAGAAAAGCCUUUCAGUCCCAAUGACAGUGUCAAUGAAGACUCUCCUGAAGUCAAGAAGUCUGGUAAAGUCUUGGAUAUGGAAGACAACAUUGUUGGUUAUGUCGAUAAGCGUCUUGCUGCCAAGUUUGCUGGUUACAAAGUCAACGCUGAUGGUGAUAUCAUUGACCAUGACGGCGAAGUCGUUGGUAGUGCUGAUAUGAUCCAACCUGAAGAAGAAGAAGAUAAAGACAAGCCCUUCAACCCCAAUGACAGUGUGAAUGAAGACUCUCCCGAAGUCCGUAAAUCUGGCAAGAUCGUCGAUAUGGAAGAUAACGUUGUUGGUACUAUUGACAAAGAAAAGGCUUCCAAGCUGGCUGGCUUCAAGGUCAAUAAGGAUGGUGAAGUCAUUGAUAAUGAAGGACAUAUUGUUGCCAAGGCCAAAUUGUUUGAACAAGAAGAGAAGCCCUUCAAUCCUAACGAAAGUGUCAAUGAAGAUUCGCCUGAGGUACGCAAGUCUGGUAAAGUCUUUGAUAUGGAUGAUAACUUGGUUGGUUAUGUUGACAAGAAGUUGGCACCCAAAUUGGCUGGCUUCAAGGUCGAUGAUCAAGGCAACGUCAUUAAUAAUGAAGGCCAUAUUGUUGCUAAGGCUGACAUGAUCAAAGAAGAAGAACCCAAGGAAGAAAAAGAGGAGGAUAAGAACAAGCCCUUCAACCCCAAUGACAGUGUGAACGAAGAUUCUCCUGAAGUUCGCAAGUCUGGCAAGGUUAUUGAUAUGGAAGACAAUAUCGUUGGUUAUGUUGAUAAAAAGUUGGCUUCCAAGUUUGAUGGUUUCAAGGUCAAUGACGAUGGUGAUAUCAUUGACAACGAAGGUCAUAUCGUAGGUCGUGCUGAUACGAUCAAACAAGAAGAAGAACCUAAGGAAGAAGAAGACAAGAACAAGCCUUUCAAUCCCAAUACCAUGGUUGAUGAACACUCGCCUCGUGUCAGAAAAUCAGGCAAGGUUGUUGAUGAAGACGACAAUAUUGUGGGUACUGUUGACAAGAGUAUUGCUCAUAAAAUGGUUGAUUUCCCUGUUGACGACGAUGGCAACAUUAUCAACCCUGAAGGGCAUAUCGUUGGCAAGGCUCAAAUGAUCAAGGAAGACAAGGAGCCUAAGGGAGACCCUGAGGAAGAAGAAUACCGCAAGAUUGCUGACCAAAUGUCUACUUGUAUUCAACAGUCUCUUGAUAAGAUCAAGCCUAUCCUUAAGCGCAUUACUGAAACCAUUGAUGAAGAAGAAGCCAAGCCUCAAAAGGAACGUGAUGAACAAAAACUGGUUGAUACUGUUAAACCAUUGAUUGAACAAGGCUCUCAAAUUCUUGAAGAAGCUAAUGGUGCUAUUCGUGGUCUGGAUCCUACUGGUCGUAUCGCUAAGAAGGCUCAAUCCAACACUUCCAACAGAAAGGCUUCUCCUGAAGAAUAUCACUUGGCAGAUCUUUUGGCUCAACUCUCGGGUGAGGUUACUACAACCAUUGACAGAGCCAAGAAGAAGAUUAGAAACAUGCCACACGCAAAGAAAGAACUUAGCCCCUUAUGGAACAUCUUGCAAAGUCCCUUGCUACAAAUUCUUUCUGCUGUCGGUCUUUUAUUGACUGGUGUUCUCGGUCUUGUAGGCAAUAUUCUAAAUGGUCUUGGUCUUGGUUCCAUUAUCAAUUCUCUCUUAGGUGGUAUUGGUCUUAACAAGAUCCUUGAAGGUUUUGGUCUUGGAGAUGCCUUGAAUUUGGGACGCAAAAAGAACUAA